AUGCGAUUGAAUGCAGACAGAAAGAACAGAAAGAAGGCGAAAUCAUCAACAUUCCAUAUCAUAUCUGAACAACAUCAUGAUUCCAUUAAGUUAUUAAACAACACCAUUAAAUUAAAUACUUGGAUAUCAAUUAAAGCAUUGGAUGCAAUUAUUAAUUUUAUUUCUAGUCUUAAAGGUUAUGGUUAUGUAACAUCGAAAUUUUCAAGAAAAGUUGGUGAAGAAGAUCAAUGA
Molecule: messenger RNA, 231 nt
Organism: Funneliformis caledonium
Lineage: Eukaryota; Fungi; Glomeromycota; Glomeromycetes; Glomerales; Glomeraceae
Source: the annotation of a GenBank genome assembly